AAGGGAAAUUGUUGUUAGUGUUGCCAGCAAGUCGCAGAGCGACUAAUGGUCCACGCUUGUAGAGACAGCUACGUCACUUUCGAAGAGUACAUCAGCGCCAUCGUUCGUUGGACGUCACUUUACAACCACUAAUACUACAGGGAUAGCCACUUUUCGGAUUGUCCUUGAUGCUCCGCUGCGCCUACUGCUCAUUUACCUGUGUUUGUCGUUGAGGAAAGUCGUCCUUUCGAGCCCCCAUCAAAGACUGGUGUUGGCGUUCGAGUAGAUUUAAAGUCUACUUGCUUUUCUUGUGUUCAACACGAGUACACGAAGACAAAAUGACGACGAAAUACUCACUCGAAGAAGUGCGCAAGCACAACGGGAAGAGUUCGUGUUGGCUUGUGAUUCACGAAAACGUUUACGACGUCACGAAGUUCAUGGAGGAGCACCCCGGUGGCGAGGAAGUGCUCUUGGAGGUUGCAGGAACUGAAACCACGGAGGCUUUCGAGGACGUGGGCCAUUCCACUGAUGCCCGCGAACUAAUGGUGCAGUACAAAAUCGGAGAACUCACUGACGAAGAUAAGUCAAAGGUUAAGAAGGUGACGGAAAAAUCACAGUUCCGCGAGUCAUCAACAACUGGAAAUGGUGUUUCGUCGUGGCUUCUUCCAGUUAGCGUCGCCGUCGGGGCCACUAUUCUGUACCGCCUUUUCCUCAGCUAUCAGUCCAGCUAAGCCGUUUUUCUGUCAAAUACGCAGAUCUGUCACUAAGUGCGUCCUAGAAUUACUCUAAGUUUACUGGAGCCGUUCGAAGUUUAACUGGAAGCUUCAGUAUACUUUUUUAUUUUCGAGGUCAAGUUUUGCGCUAAUGGCAUAUUUACUCAAAAAAACUCACUUUCAAAAAUCUGGUUAA
This is a messenger RNA of Varroa destructor (honeybee mite), 888 nucleotides long. Its product is annotated as cytochrome b5-like. Gene Ontology annotation, cellular component: membrane; intracellular membrane-bounded organelle. Lineage: Eukaryota; Metazoa; Arthropoda; Arachnida; Mesostigmata; Varroidae. The record is from RefSeq and is a predicted model, not a curated record. Gene Ontology annotation, molecular function: heme binding.